CGGACUUCUGUGGUAAUUUACUAUAGUUUCAUCUACCUUUGAUGUUAAUUUCGUCAGGAAUGUCAUCUGCUUGGAAAGAAAGGUUUCAAAAUUUGAUUCGUUGGUUUAUUUAUCUUCUAAUUUAGUCUGUGGUAUCUGUUUUGGGCAUUUUUCGGAUUGCGUGCUUAAUAAUGUUGAUAGCAGGGUAAUCACUGCGCGCCAAAUGUCUUUUGAUCUCAACGAAAAACAUUUGUCAAUUUUUUGGUUUUGUUCCAAGAAUUCGGGGAGGCUAUUGGGUUCGCAGAGGAUCUUGUUUUGGGAUUGGACGUGACAAUUUUCAGUUUUCUUUUUGUGGAUAGCUCCAUUCUCAUUGCAUUCUAAGAAAGUUAAGAAAUUGUUUCUGUGAAAGACGGCACUUUGGGACUUUGUCUUGAAUUGAUUGAUGGGGAGAACGCUGCGCCGGCAGCCGGGGUAUCGAUUUCAUCCUACUCAUGUUGAGCUGGUUGCUUUUUAUCUAAAGAGGAAAGUUAGGAGUAGAAGGUUCCGUCCUCGAGAAAUUGCAGAGGUUAACAUCUACAAGUAUGCCCCAUGGGAUCUUAAAGAAAAAUCCAUUUCGAGCAGUGGUGAUCAGAAAUGGUACUUCUUUUGCCCAGUUGAGAAAAAAUAUAGAAAUGGGCGUAAAGUGAAUCGCUCAACUGAAUUUGGGCACUGGAAAAGCACCGGAAAGUGUAAACUUGUGCAUCACAAUGAAGAGUUGGUGGGCUCAAGAAGAACAAUGAUUUUUCACAGAAAAAGUGAAGAACAAAGGGAACGAACAGAUUGGGUUAUGCAUGAGUACAGUCUUGACUAUAAGAAUCUGGCUAAGGAGAAAGAUGUUCAGAACACAUAUGUGCUUUGUAAGAUUUUCCAGAAGGAGGGCCAAGGGCCAAGAAUUGGUGCCCAGUAUGGAGCACCAUUUAAAGAAGAAGACUGGAGUGAUUGGAGUGAUGUUGAGGAGGCUGACUUUGCAGAAGAUGUUGACUUGGCUGGCAGGUCUACCCCAAAUUUUAUGCUGCCUAAUAACAAUAUCAGUUCAGCUGGUAUUGUCACCACAUCAUUGGUUGGCGCGAUGUCUGAGUCAUGUCGAUCUGAGACUGUGCCAUCACAGUGUGAGGGGAUUUCAGUGAUUUCGUGUGGAGAUGAAAAAAAUAAGAAUCUCAGUCAUGAUGAAAUUGAUCAUGAACAUGAUCGUUUUUUCCAUGACUUGAUAAACAUCAUCAAUUGGGACUGGGACGAGACUGCUGGACCGAGUUUAGAUGGAUGCAAUGUUCAGGAAGCCAGUUUUCAUCAGGAGGAUGGUUUUUCCAUGAAUGAUCUAGACACACCGCUGGAUAGCUGAGGGGUAGAAAAAAAGGAUCAGCCACUUAAUACCUUUUUUCUUCUAUACUUCACCCAUGAAAUUAUAUCACAAAAUUACUUGUAAGAUAGUGUGUGAUUAUUAUUUGUGAUUGAUCCACUUACUCUUAUACGGUGGAAUCAUUUCUGUUGAAACUCC
Messenger RNA from Juglans regia (Persian walnut), 1513 nucleotides. RefSeq names its product NAC domain-containing protein 82-like. Gene Ontology annotation, biological process: regulation of DNA-templated transcription. The record is from RefSeq and is a predicted model, not a curated record. NCBI's taxonomy places the organism in Eukaryota, Viridiplantae, Streptophyta, Magnoliopsida, Fagales, Juglandaceae. The coding region runs from base 422 to 1357 and encodes 311 amino acids. The transcript is spliced from 4 exons. Gene Ontology annotation, molecular function: DNA binding.